UUACGGUAUAUUUUUAAAGUGAGACCGUAUAUUUCUGUAUAUUUCUGAGGGUCGGACGGUAUAUUUUAUCGAUAAGUGCUACCAUUUUCCUUUCUAAAAAUUCGCGUUCGCAGUGAGACGUGUUUAAAGCGUUUUCGAGUGUUUUAAUAGCUCCGUCAAAAUGUCCGGUACAACAGCCACAGUCCGCACCCGCAAGUUCAUGACCAACCGCCUGCUUGCCAGGAAACAAAUGGUCUGCGAUGUUCUGCACCCGGGACUCUCGUCGGUCAACAAGACCGAGAUCCGCGAGAAGCUCGCUGCCAUGUACAAGGUGACUCCCGAUGUCGUCUUUGCCUUCGGUUUCCGCACAAACUUCGGUGGCGGCCGCUCCACUGGCUUUGCCCUCAUCUACGACACCCUGGACUUUGCCAAGAAGUUCGAGCCCAAGUACCGUCUGGCCCGUCACGGUCUCUUCGAGCAGAAGAAACAGACCCGCAAGCAGCGCAAGGAACGUCGCAACAGGAUGAAGAAGGUCCGUGGUACCGCCAAGGCCAAGAUUGGUGCUGGCAAGAAGUAAAUUCUCUGACAAAUCCUGAGUGCGUGUGUGUUGUCGGCCUGCUGGAACGCUCACCGACAAUUCCCAAAAGCAGCUGGUUAUGCGUUAGUUACACCUUUACACCAACAAACAAAGGACGAAACAAAAUCAGUGUUUACUUUUGGAGCGGCUUUUGUUUGUAUACUAAGUAAAUAAAACUCUAAAAGUAAAUCGUGAA
This is a messenger RNA of Drosophila pseudoobscura, 752 nucleotides long. It is a transcript of the gene RpS24, whose product is annotated as ribosomal protein S24. Gene Ontology annotation, biological process: translation. Gene Ontology annotation, cellular component: ribosome. The transcript is spliced from 2 exons. Gene Ontology annotation, molecular function: structural constituent of ribosome. Bases 161 to 556 code for a protein of 131 amino acids. The record is from RefSeq and is a predicted model, not a curated record. NCBI's taxonomy places the organism in Eukaryota, Metazoa, Arthropoda, Insecta, Diptera, Drosophilidae.